AUGGCUCUACCAAAAGGAGCGAGUGGGGGCGACAAGGGGGAUGGGGGCGACAAGGGGGGUGGGGGCGACAAGGGGGGUGGGGGCGACAAGGGGGGUGGGAGCGACAAGGGGGGUGGGGGCGACAAGGGGGGUGGGAGCGACAAGGGGGGUGGGGGCGACAAGGGGGGUGGGGGCGACAAGGGGGAUGGGGGCGACAAGGGGGGUGGGGGCGACAAGGGGGGUGGGGGCGACAAGGGGGGUGGGAGCGACAAGGGGGGUGGGGGCGACAAGGGGGGUGGGGGCGACAAGGGGGGUGGGGGCGACAAGGGGGGUGGGGGCGACAAGGGGGGUGGGGGCGACAAGGGGGGUGGGGGCGACAAGGGGGGUGGGGGCGACAAGGGGGGUGGGAGCGACAAGGGGGGUGGGGGCGACAAGGGGGGUGGGGGCGACAAGGGGGGUGGGGGCGACAAGGGGGGUGGGGGCGACAAGGGGGGUGGGGGCGACAAGGGGGAUGGGGGCGACAAGGGGUGUGGGGGCGACAAGGGGGGUGGGGGCGACAAGGGGGGUGGGGGCGACAAGGGGUGUGGGGGCGACAAGGGGGGUGGGGGCGACAAGGGGGGUGGGGGCGACAAGGGGGGUGGGGGCGACAAGGGGGGUGGGGGCGACAAGGGGGGUGGGGGCGACAAGGGAGGGGCGUGGUGGAUGAGAAGGCAGGGGAGAGGAGAAGAGGGACGGGUGAAGGGGAGAAACAGAGGGGGUCAACGGAAUGGGAAGGUUGGGGAAGGGGGAGGGGCGAGCGCUGUGAGGGGUUGUUUGAAGUCGACUCAAAAGGCGCACGAGGGCGACUGCGCGCGGGGCGACGCGCGAAUUCCCAUCGGUGAAGUAGGGAAGGCGAGCGGGGAGGACGGGAAGGACGGGGGAAAGGGGUUGGAGGGGAGCGGGUGUGGGUGGUAG
Closterium sp. Naga37s-1 is the source of this 933-nucleotide messenger RNA. The record is from the annotation of a GenBank genome assembly. NCBI's taxonomy places the organism in Eukaryota, Viridiplantae, Streptophyta, Zygnematophyceae, Desmidiales, Closteriaceae.